Physcomitrium patens is the source of this 1774-nucleotide messenger RNA. RefSeq names its product putative beta-1,3-galactosyltransferase 14. The record is from RefSeq and is a predicted model, not a curated record. Gene Ontology annotation, molecular function: galactosyltransferase activity. Lineage: Eukaryota; Viridiplantae; Streptophyta; Bryopsida; Funariales; Funariaceae. Gene Ontology annotation, cellular component: Golgi membrane.
CCCUGUUCGGAGCCAAGCCUUGAGCUCCCUCGCGGCGCCUUGAUGGGCGGAAUCCAAGCAUCGCUCAGACAGCCCCGCACCGCGAAAUGCCUCGCACAACGAUGCCACAAGCAUCGUGAUGCUGGUCUAACGAUUGCAUCCGUGUUAUGAUCGGUCUGCUAAGUUAGGGCGAUGCUGGAGUUUUACUCCAGUUUGAGCAGUGAUGCUCUCUAGUGUUUGAGAAAGCAGGGUUUAGGGCCUGGUAGUGAUUAGCCAUGGUCACAGCAACUAUGGCCGAUGCGAUGUGCAGUUCGUGAUCUAGCAGAAACCGGGAGUGAUUCUUGAGGAAGCGGUUCGUUGAUAUGCUGCCCUUCGGUGUGUCGAUCCGGAAAUCGUCGGCUCCGCCGUUGCCGACGAGCAGUAGUGGUUAUGUCGUCGAGGAGAAAUCGCGGGUGCGGGCGGCCCGUUUGCGGGGUGGUGGAUGGAGCAAUGCAGCGGUGUGUGGUGUUGUUGUGAUCACGUCGCUGGUGUGGUUUGGACUGUUGCAGAUUGACGGGGUGCGGGAUGGAGCCAUCUUUUGUAGAAGUGGUAAAGGGAGACGGGGGUAUGGCUUAUCAUAUAUUGCUAUCAGCCAGGAAGACGGUGUUGGGAGCGGAUUGACGAAUUUCAUAGAUGAUGGCAAGCGGAAGGAGUCCGUUAGGCCGAAAGUAUUAGCAUUUGUUGGGAUCAACACGGGUUUCGACUCGGGUCCGCGGCGGAAGGUGCUCCGAGAAACGUGGUUUCCGUCCACUCCUGAAAAACUUGCCAGUUUGGAGAAGUCCACUGGAUUGGUAUUCCGGUUUGUAAUUGGCCACACAGCUGAUUCUCGGAAGAUGAAGGCUUUGGAAGAAGAGGCUGAGGAGCAUAAGGAUUUUCUGUGUAUUGACUCCGAAGAGACGUACAACAAGCUUAAUCUUAAAACGCUAGCUUAUUUUCGCACAGCAUAUGCGCUGUUUGAUGCCGAAUUUUACAUGAAGAUAGAUGAUGAUAUUUAUUUGCGCCCAGAUCGAUUAGCCACUUUGCUGUCCAAACCAAGAGAGAGCCCAAGGACUUACUUGGGGUGCAUGAAAAAGGGCCCAGUUGUCACAAGUCCUAGUUAUAAGUGGUAUGAACCCAAGGCUUUUAUGAUUGGAAGUGAGUACUUUCUACAUGCGUAUGGACCGAUAUACGGGUUAUCUAGGGAAGUCGUGGCAAAUUUUGCGGCUACUAAGAAUCAAAUGUAUCGCAUGUUCAUGAAUGAAGAUGUAACUAUAGGUGCGUGGAUGUUGGCCAUGGAUGUGGAACAUGAAGACAAUCGUGAUAUUUGUGCAACAGCGUGUGGACCUACGUCAAUAGCGGUUUGGGAUCUUCCAAAAUGCUCCGGGCUUUGCGAUCCAACUAAGCGGAUGCCUGAGCUGCACAUGAAUGACACGUGUUCGAAGGAUCCCUUGCCUGUUUGAAUGGAGGAUAGAUUGUUGAAAUAGCUGAUAAAACUGGAGAGACUAUUGUAUGAACGAUUCAACUGUAGCUGAAAUUGUUUUUAUGUAGGAAUUGGUCUAGGUGAUUGUGUGGAGCAAGUUUGUGAGCAGGAGGUAUUGGUGAGGUAAAAUCGUUGUGUCCAAUUUUUUCUACUCUCUGAAGCAGUAUACUUGUCAGAUGUCAAACAGCAUGUACAUUUGUUUGAUCCUGGUAUUAGAUAGUUUGGCGAGACCCUGACAAAUUUAAGCAGAGCAUAUUUUAUCUACUGUGUAUUAAAACGUCCAGUGCUCUUCAUUGA